Molecule: messenger RNA, 5630 nt
Organism: Anastrepha ludens (Mexican fruit fly)
Lineage: Eukaryota; Metazoa; Arthropoda; Insecta; Diptera; Tephritidae
Gene: jar
Product: myosin heavy chain 95F
Exons: 20
Coding region: 563-4405 (1280 amino acids)
Biological process (GO): endocytosis; actin filament organization; vesicle transport along actin filament
Cellular component (GO): endocytic vesicle; myosin complex; cytoplasm
Molecular function (GO): ATP binding; microfilament motor activity; actin filament binding
Source: RefSeq, a predicted model, not a curated record
AAGAGCACAAAACAACAAUGCGAAUAGGAAAGCAAGCUGGGAAUUCGAACAAAUAAACAGUGAACUCUGAACUCGGUUACUGGUAACGUAACAGGAAGGCCAACGCAUUAAAAUAAUAACGAGCUUCAAUCCAUAAAAUACACGUGAACUUGCAACGAGACAAAUGAUUGCAGCGAAAACGUCAAAUAUCUACACGAGCAGAAUUUGUGAAAAUUUUCGCAUUCGUGUGAUUUGAAACAUUUUACUGAACGAUAAUUUUUAACGAGUUUAUAUAGCUGUGCUUGACACGGAGCUUACGAGAAUACAUACAUUCAUAUGCAAAUUUCAUAGAUACAAAUAAAUAAAUGGAAACCUCGGAGAUUUUCCGCUGACUUGCCGCACUCAAGUUAAAAUCGAUUUGUCAGUGCAGUGACUAAAGCAUUCGUAGUUUGGAGCGUGGCAUUUUGCGGUCGUUGGUGGGCCACCAUCCAUGUGUAAAUGUAUGCGUAUGUGAAGUGGCAUUAAUUGAACCCGGUACUCAAGAUUCAUUGCUAUAAUUAAUUAGUAAUUUAUUUGCGCCACAAUGGAUUUCUAUACGAAAGCCGAACAUCGCAGUGACAAAGAAGGUGUGCGCAAAAUGGACACACAACUGGUGUGGGCACGCGAUCCCGUCGAAGGCUAUAUACAGUGUCGCAUUUCGGAAAUCGGUGCUAAAGAGUUCGAAGUAACGCCAAUUGAUCGGAAAUAUGCGAAACGCUCUUGCCAUGUCGAUGACAUAUUUUCGUCGUGUGAUGGAGUGCAAGACCAUGAUGAUAAUUGUGAGCUGAUGCUGCUGAAUGAAGCCACUUUUUUGGAUAAUUUGAAAACGCGUUACUAUAAAGAUAAAAUCUAUACUUAUGUGGCCAAUAUACUCAUUGCUGUGAAUCCGUAUCGUGAAAUCAGUGAUCUCUACUCUUCAACUACAAUUAAAAAGUAUACCGGACGUUCCUUGGGUGAAUUGCCACCACAUGUGUUUGCUAUAGCUGAUAAGGCUAUACGUGAUAUGCGCGUACUCAAAUCGUCACAAUCGAUUAUCGUAUCGGGCGAAUCGGGUGCAGGCAAAACAGAAUCUACCAAGUAUCUGCUGAAGUAUUUGUGUCAUUCCAGCGACAGUGCCGGGCCCAUUGAGCAAAAAAUUUUAGAUGCCAAUCCCGUAUUGGAAGCUUUUGGUAAUGCCAAAACUACACGUAAUAACAAUUCCUCUCGCUUCGGUAAAUUCAUUGAAGUGCAUUAUGACGCCAAAUGCCAAGUGGUUGGCGGCUAUAUUUCUCAUUACCUACUGGAAAAGAGUCGUAUUUGUACGCAAAGUUCGGAGGAACGCAACUAUCAUGUAUUCUAUAUGUUGCUGGCAGGUGCACCCCAACAGCUGCGUGAUAAGUUGAAUUUGGGAAAGCCAGAUGAUUAUCGGUAUCUCUCUGGCUGCACACAGUAUUUUGCCAACGCAAAAACUGAGCAACUCAUACCGGCUGCUCAAAAAUCCAAGAGUCAUGUAAAGAGAGGUCCACUCAAGGAUCCCAUAAUCGAUGAUUAUAAUCAUUUCCAAAAUCUUGAUCGCGCACUGGGUCGUUUGGGUUUGACCGAAGUGAAUAAACUAGAAAUUUACUCCUUGGUGGCUGCCGUUUUGCAUUUGGGUAAUAUUUCAUUUGAAGAGAUUCCAGAUGACGCACGGGGUGGAUGUCAGGUGUCAGAGACUUCUGAGAAGUCCCUAACUAUCACAUCGAAACUGUUGGGUGUAGAUCCCUCUGAGCUCAGACAGGCGCUCGUAUCGCGUGUAAUGCAAAGCAAAGGUGGCGGUUUCAAGGGAACAGUAAUCAUGGUGCCCCUAAAAAUUUACGAAGCCAGCAAUGCGCGUGAUGCACUCGCCAAAGCUAUUUACAGCCGACUGUUUGAUCGUAUUGUGGCGUUGAUUAAUCAAAGUAUUCCCUUCCAAGUCUCAAAUUUCUAUAUCGGAGUCUUGGAUAUCGCCGGUUUCGAGUACUUUACUGUGAACUCAUUUGAGCAAUUCUGUAUUAAUUACUGCAAUGAGAAAUUGCAAAAAUUUUUCAAUGACAACAUUCUCAAGAACGAGCAAGAGCUGUACAAGAGUGAGGGGUUAAAUGUGCCGGAAAUCACAUUCACCGAUAAUCAGGAUAUUAUCGAUUUAAUUGAAGCGAAAGCCAACGGCAUUUAUACGUUAUUAGAUGAGGAGUCGAAGUUGCCGAAGCCAUCGGCACAACACUUCACGGCUGAGGUACACAAGGCGUGGUCAAAUCAUUUCCGCUUGGGCUUGCCACGUUCAUCGCGUUUGAAGGCGCAUCGUACACUAAGGGAUGAGGAUGGUUUCCUUGUGCGUCACUUUGCCGGCGCUGUCUGCUACAAUACGGAGCAAUUUAUUGAGAAAAACAACGAUGCCUUGCAUGCGUCCUUGGAGGGUUUGGUGCAGGAAUGUGAGAAUCCGCUGCUAAAAACACUUUUUCCUUCUGGCAGUAACACAUCAUUACGCGGCAAAUUGAAUUUCAUUUCUGUGGGCUCAAAAUUCAAAAGUCAACUUGCCGAGUUGAUGGACAAAUUAGAAAAGAAUGGCACUAAUUUUAUACGCUGCAUCAAACCAAACAGCAAAAUGAUCGAUCGGGAUUUCGAAGGUGGCCUAGCACUAGCACAGCUUAAGUGCUCUGGCACUAUUUCCGUGUUGGAGCUUAUGGAGCAUGGCUAUCCAUCACGUGUACCAUUUGCUGAUCUUUACAAUAUGUAUAAAUCGGUUUUGCCACCCGAACUGGCUAAACUACCGCCACGCACAUUCUGCGAAGCUAUGUUGCAAUCGCUCAAUCUAAGCUCAAAAGAUUUCAAAUUUGGCGUCAAAAAAGUUUUCUUCCGCCCUGGAAAGUUCGUUGAAUUCGAUCGCAUUAUGAAAUCGGAUCCCGAAAAUCUUUUGGCCAUUGUCGCCAAGGUGAAGAAGUGGUUAAUACGUUCACGCUGGGUCAAAUCUACACUGGGUGCGGUGUGUGUAAUCAAAUUACGCAAUCGUAUCAAGUAUCGCAACAAUUGUGUUUUACUCAUACAACGCACUGUGCGUGGUUAUUUGGCGCGCAAACAGCAUCGCCCACGAUACCAAGGUAUUGCAAAGAUCAACAAAGUACGUUUGAAUGCCCAGAAAACCAUCGAAAUUGCUGGCGGACUGAAGAAUGGACGCGAUGAGUUUGUUAGUGAAGUAAAUGGUAUACAUCGUCAGGUGGAUGAAGCCAUAAAAACAAUAAAGACAAAUGAAAAAAUCACUUCCCGAGAAAUCGAUGGACUUUACACUAGCGUUAUGGCCAAUAUGAACAAGCUCACUGUGGAUUUGAACACUAAGUUGAAGGAACAAAAGCAAGCUGAGGAACAAGAGCGUCUGCGUAAAAUACAGGAAGCGCUCGAGGCUGAACGGCGCGCCAAGGAGGAUGAAGAACGAAAGAAACUUGAAGAGGAAGAAAACAAACGACUCAAAGCUGAAAUGGAAUCACGCCGAAAAGUCGAAGAGGUCCAACGUGUAAAACAAGAGGAGGAGGAUCGCAAGGCGGCAUUAGCGUUGCAAGCACAGCUGGAGAAGGAAGCACAAGAUGAUGCCAAAUAUAGGCAACAAUUGGAACAGGAGCGCCGUGACCAUGAAUUAGCAUUACGUUUGGCCAACGAAACAAAUGGCGUAGUUGAGGAGAGUCCACCAGUUAUACGCAAUGGUCAAAAUGAUGUUUCUCCCAUGGCUCCGAACAAACUUAUCAGAUCUGAGAACGUCCGCGCUCAGCAACAGGCCUUGGGUAAACAGAAAUACGAUUUGUCUAAAUGGAAAUACUCGGAAUUACGUGAUGCAAUUAACACUUCCUGUGAUAUUGAGUUGCUUGAGGCUUGCCGUCAGGAGUUUCACCGUCGCUUGAAGGUCUAUCAUGCAUGGAAAGCAAAGAACCGCAAACGCACUACCAUGGAGGAGAACGAACGAGCACCCAAAAGCGUAAUGGAAGCAGCUUAUAAGGCACCACCGCUCGCACAUCCGAAACAGGAAAUCACAACUGCUCAACAUCGUUACUUCCGUAUCCCAUUCAUGCGGGCUAAUGCUCCUGAAAAUAGUGAGUAUAAAGGAUUUAAAAGUUUUUAUAUACAUAUGUUUUCAAACUACUCUUUUUAUUCCCGUUCAGCCAAACGUGGUCUCUGGUAUGCACACUUUGAUGGGCAAUGGAUAGCGAGACAAAUGGAAUUGCAUGCCGACAAACCACCGAUAUUGUUAGUGGCAGGCGUCGAUGACAUGCAGAUGUGCGAACUCAGCCUGGAGGAGACCGGUCUGACACGCAAACGUGGCGCUGAGAUUUUAGAGCAUGAAUUUAAUCGUGAAUGGGAACGUAACGGGGGCAAACCAUAUAAAAAUUUAGGUGCUAAUAACUAAAAAGGAAAACCAUCGAGCUUCCCAAACGCUCUUCUUCUCAUCUGGCACUGAAGUGAGGCAAAUGGGGGAAAUGCAAACUAAAUAAGUAAUUGACAUAAAAUUCAGCUGUUCAGUUGAAAUCGCAAAUAAAUCAAAAGUAGUUAAAUAAAUGAUUACUAAAAUUGUAAGUGUAUGUAUUUUUGCAAACCACUUUUUGAUAUCCAAACAAAUUAAGAACCGUCGGUCAAUGUGCUUUCAAUGUAUCAACAAGAGCAAGGGAAAUAAAUUUAGCAGUAAUAAUAGCGUUAGAUUUGGCAAAUUGCUACUCUAUGUUUGGCUGCCUGAUAUAUACAUAACUGAAAAUAAAUUAAUAUAAGUUGCGUAAUUUCAAUUGUUGCACACUUUGAAGUAAAAGAAAUGUAUUUAAUUAAAUUGAAGUAUUAACGAACCAUUUGCUAGAGUUUAUAAAGUUAUAUUAACAUUAGUUGCUAUAAAUGAAAAUGUAAAACGUUGCAAAUUUUAAAUUAGGGAAGACCAAAUUUUAUAAAAUCAACAGAAAAAGUAUGUAGCUUCACUAUUUUCAUUGUUGCUUAGAUAUCUUAUAUAAUUACAUAAAUUGCGAAUUUUAAAACCAGCUUUUGAACAAUAUAGAAAAAUGUCAAAAAUCUCGUUCGCACGCAAAAAGUUGAAAAAGUUACGUAGAAACGUUAUUGUUUGAUGUGAGCACAGAGCUCUAUAAUUACAUAUUGCAAACGAAACAUUUCAACAUUUUCUCAGAAAUAUUAUACGCCUCCUAUACAACAGUACAUUACACAUACAUACAUGUACUUUAAAUUACUACUCAAAUCCAAUCUACAAUUAAAAAUUAUUCAAUACCUGUGUCUUCUUUCUCAACACCACAAGCACACUAUGCGGGUGUAUGGAGGUACAGUAGUAAUGUACAACUCUAGAGAGUAAUUAAAUGAAUGUGUCUUUUAUGUGUACGUCAUGAACAUAUGCCUGUAUGUAUUUUAUUAAAAAGCUCUAAAUCGUUUUGGCAUACAAAUAUGGAAUAGUAAUUCUUAUGGACUCUUAGUUUACUUUACUGAUAACAGUAUAAAAAAGCAGCUAUGUUUUGUUAUAACUAGCAAAAGAUAGGGCGAAUAACUUACGUAUUAAGAAUGUCUAUUUAUAAUUUUAUGUAUACAAAACCACAGCUAACAUGAAUACUAUGGAAAAUAAAUACUUUAUACUUGAAAUUAUUAUA